Amyelois transitella is the source of this 4287-nucleotide messenger RNA. It is a transcript of the gene Rat1, whose product is annotated as 5'-3' exoribonuclease 2 homolog. The record is from RefSeq and is a predicted model, not a curated record. Gene Ontology annotation, molecular function: RNA binding; 5'-3' RNA exonuclease activity. Lineage: Eukaryota; Metazoa; Arthropoda; Insecta; Lepidoptera; Pyralidae. Bases 151 to 3009 code for a protein of 952 amino acids. Gene Ontology annotation, cellular component: nucleus. The transcript is spliced from 17 exons. Gene Ontology annotation, biological process: nuclear-transcribed mRNA catabolic process.
UGUCAAUUGCUAUCUUUACUUACACACAGUCAGUCUUGUUUGAGUCUUUUAUUUGUAACUUACAAUGGCACUUGCGUUGAUUUGUUUGUGUUGAUCAUAAGUGGUAUUAUUUUAGUGCAGUGAGUUCUGGGAUCUGGGAAUCUCAUCAAGAUGGGAGUUCCAGCAUUUUUCCGUUGGCUCAGUCGAAAAUAUCCGAGUGUGAUCGUGGAAUGUAAUGAACAGAGACCGACAGAUGUAGACGGCCAGCUUGUCUACGCGGAUUCAUCUCUACCCAACCCCAAUGGAGUGGAAUUUGACAAUUUAUACCUGGACAUGAACGGGAUCAUCCAUCCGUGCACGCAUCCGGAAGACAAGCCUCCACCGAAGGAUGAGGAUGAGAUGAUGGUUGCCAUCUUUGAGUGCAUCGACAGACUGUUCCGUAUCGUCAGGCCUCGUAAGCUGUUGUAUAUGGCUAUUGAUGGUGUUGCACCUCGUGCGAAGAUGAACCAACAGCGCUCCAGACGAUUCCGUGCCUCUAAGGAAACCCAGGAGAAAAUUGAGGAGAUUGCCAGGAUCCGCUCGGAACUAGAAACAAAAGGGGCGUACUUGCCCCCUGAAAGGCCAAAAGAGGCCCAUUUUGACUCUAAUUGCAUCACGCCAGGCACACCCUUCAUGGAUCGGCUAAGCAAAUGCUUGCAUUAUUAUAUACAUGACAGAUUAAAUAAUGAUCCAGGCUGGAAAGGCAUCAAGGUGAUUUUAUCUGAUGCUAAUGUACCUGGUGAAGGGGAACACAAGAUAAUGGACUACAUUCGUAGGCAAAGAGCUCAACCUGACCACGAUCCUAAUACCCAGCACGUGCUUUGCGGCGCUGACGCCGAUCUCAUCAUGUUAGGGCUGGCGACGCACGAGCCCAACUUCACUAUCAUUCGCGAGGAAUUCAAGCCAAACAAGCCCAGGCCUUGCGACGUUUGUGGACAACUGGGUCACGAAAUGAAGGAAUGCACUGGAACGUCACCAGAUGCUGCGUUAGUUCGCUCCGACCCAGCUUUUGGGAACCAGGACAGCUUCAUAUUCGUCCGCUUGAGCGUACUGCGCGAGUAUCUGGAGAGAGAGCUGCAGAUGCCCAACCUGCCGUUCCCCUACGACUUCGAGCGCGCCCUGGACGACUGGGUGUUCAUGUGCUUCUUCGUGGGCAACGACUUCCUGCCGCACCUGCCCAGCUUGGAGAUAAGGGAGGGGGCUGUAGAUAGGCUGGUCAACUUGUACAAGAAGUGCGUCUACAGGACUAAGGGCUGGAUCACAGACUCCGGCGACGUGAACCUGGACCGCGUGCAGGUCAUCAUGACGGAGCUGGGGCACGUCGAGGACGAGAUCUUCAAGAGGAGGCACACCAACGAGCUGAACUUCAAGGCCAGGGAUCGUGCGAAGAAGAGGCAGCAGAAAGUCAAUUUUGGUCUUCUGGAAAAGACGCAAUUUGCACCCGUGCCUAUUGGUCAAAGCGGGUCUCGUGGCGUUGAGAAUGCGCGCCAGGAAGCAGCCAAUAUUCGUCUCGCCGGCAUGCAAGCCGUCGCUGAGCAAGAACAAUCUCAGAACAGAGGCCGCAAGAGGUCAGCACAAGAGGCGGAGUUGGACGACGACGACGACGACAAGCACGACGAGGUGCGGCUGUGGGAGGAGGGCUUCAAGGAGAGGUACUACGAGAGCAAGUUCGAGGUGGCCAGAGACAAUCUAGAGUUCAGAUACCGCGUGGCGCUCCAGUACGUGCGCGGGCUGUGCUGGGUGCUCCGCUACUACUACCAGGGCUGCGCCAGCUGGAAGUGGUACUUCCCGUAUCACUACGCGCCCUUCGCAUCGGAUUUCGUCAACAUUUGCGGCCUUUCGACCAAGUUCGAGAAGGGAACUCAGCCUUUCCGUCCCCUGGAGCAGCUGAUGGGCGUGUUCCCCGCGGCCAGCUCGCAGCACGUGCCCAAACCCUGGGCUAAGCUCAUGAGCGAUCCUUUCUCCCCCAUCAUCGACUUCUACCCGACGGACUUCAAGAUCGACCUGAACGGCAAGAAGUUCGCGUGGCAGGGGGUCGCGUUGCUCCCCUUCGUGGAUGAAACCAGGCUGUUCAAGGCGUUGGAGCCUUAUUAUAGUGACCUCACGCAGGCAGAGAUACAACGCAACAUCCGCGGCAACGACCGUCUCUACGUGUCCACGGGCAACAAGAGCUACGAGUACCUGCUGGGGCUGUACCAGGAGGCCGGCAGCAAGCUGGGCAGGCUGCUGGCCAGCGGGCAGAAGUACCCGUUCCGCUGCGAGGGCGUCCGCGGUGACGUCAUGCUGAGCGGGGACCAUGUCGGCAUUGGAGGACAGCUGGCGUCUCCCGUGAUCGGCCUGCCCCCAGUGCUGGGCAACCACGUGGUGUGCGUGAGGUUCCAGGACCCGCAGUACCCAGAGGACUUCAUAUUCCCCGCCAGGAGGCUCAAGGCCGCCGUGGAAGCGCCUAGGGUUCUCAAACCAGGGAACUUGUCGCACGAAGAGAACAGGAAUUGGAGGCCUCAGAUCGGCAUGGCGCGGUCUCACACCGUAGCGUCGUUGGAGAUGGCUGGCCAUCGGAUGCUGGGGCACGCUAUCCCGAGGGAGAGGGCCUAUGGCAACGUGCCGCCGCCUCAACACGGCCGGUCGCAUUCGUUCGGACCCCAGAGGAGCGGCUACACCCCCUAUCAGACGCAAGGCCCCAACCAAAACCAGUCGCAAGGUUUCCAAAACUUCAACCGUUCCGGUUACGGCAACCAAGGCAGAUUCGGCAACCAAGAUAGGUAUGGUAACCAGGAUAGGUACGGAAACCAGAACAGGUACAACCAGAACCAGAACCAAAACCAAGGUUACGGUUACCAGAACAGAGGGCAAAAUGGUUACCAGUCAGGUCAUGGUGGCCAGGGUUACUCGAGCCAGUCAAAUCAACGACACGGCAGCCAAGGGUACAAUUCCCAGGGGCAGAGAAGCAGGUUCCACGGCAAUUCUGGUAACCAAGGAGGCUGGCGUUGAUAGAAGAUAAAUUAUAUUUUUUAGGUUAAAUUGGAAAAUUCCAAAAAAUAUGCAAUGUGUUUGGACACUCGUCCAAAGAAUACAAAUUUUGCACUGAAAUAGAUAUGCCAGAUGAGACGAUAUGAAGUAGCUAUGAUGAUGAAAGAUGAAUUGUGACUUAAGUAUAAAUUAAGAAUGAAAAAUUAUACACGAGAAGUGGCAUUGAUAGAAAGGCUAUUUUCUUGUCAAUUCUUUAAACUAACUAUAGUAUUUUUUAUUAUUCUUGUAUAUAUUUUUUCCGAAUGAAAAAUGUUUUGAUUUUUAUCAAAUACCCGCCUAAAAGAGCAAAAAUAAUGAAACAUUUAUGUAAAAAUUCAACAAUUGUUUUUAAAGUCGAUCUUAUUAACUUAGUUAUAAAGACUGUUCUACACUACCACUAGAUUUUGUUAGUUGACAAAGAUGUAAAUUAAUAAAUAAAUGACAAAUUCAUGAUAAAAUCUUAAUGACAUAAUAAUAAGUUUCACAAUCGAAGGAGCAACAUAAUUUUUGCACCAUCACUUAAGGACUGUAUGAAGUGUAGUUGAAAUAUUAAUAUGAAUUCGCGUAGGUUACAGCACUCGGCAUAUAAGUUGACCUUAGAAUUUCACACUUCCGAGAUGAGAAGUAGCAAUUUUCGAUAUAUAAAAAAAAAUUGUUCCGUGCAAUAACCAUAGAGUUUUGGUUCAACUUACGUGCCGGGCCACUUUAAAUGCUGUUCUGUCUGUACAUAUAAAGUACGCUUUUUUUUAAACCGUUUACAUCACCUAAAUACUGUGUAGGUGUUUAAUUUUUAUAUUUAAUAAUUAAUUUGUUUAUGAAUAUUGUGUAAAUUGUUUUGUCAAAUAAUCUAACGUGGAUUUAAAGCUUUUUUGAAAUAUGUAUUGUGAACAUAUUACAGUUGUCAUUGGUCAAAUGAUGUGUUUGAUUUUGAUUGUAAAGUACACUGAUAAAAGGCGCGUGUCACACAGACAGCCGAAAAUUGUUUUGUAUGUAUAUAAUACAAUGUUUUUUUUUCGAGUUGUAAGCAAAAUAUGCUGUACACUAUGAAUUCUAGAAAUUGUUCUCUUAAAGUUUGUGAACAAUAAACAUCAAUUGAAUAUUUUUUUUGUAAUUACUGAAACGUAUUAGUUUUAGAUAAAUAUAUUACGGCUGCUGUGUGACUAGCGCCUAAUCUUUCCUUGAUUGGACAUAGAAUUAUUUGUAAAAUAUGAUUUAUGAAUGUAAAAAUAAAAAACACAAACAGCAUUGCUGGUGCCAUUA